AUGUCUUCAUCAUCUCCACCACCGCAACCACCACCAUCGCCGCCCACGGCGUCGGCGGCCUCAGACAAAGUUAAAAAACCCAAGUCUAUCCAGAUCCGUUCGGUCUGGUCCAGUAACCUAGUGUCCGAGUUCGAUUUCAUCCGCAGCGUCAUCGACCGGUUCCCAUACAUCUCAAUGGACACCGAGUUCCCUGGCGUUCUCCACCGACACGAUCCUCGUAAAGGCAACCCCAUCGAGAAUUACAAGGCUCUCAAGUUGAACGUUGACGCUCUCAAGCUGAUUCAAGUCGGCAUCACCCUCUCCGAUUCCCAAGGCAACUUCCCCGAUCUAGGCUCCCCUGAUUACUGCUACAUCUGGGAGUUUAACCUCUCCGAUUUCGAUGUCGCGCGUGACCAGUACGCUCCGGGUUCCAUCGACCUCUUGCGCCACGCCGGCAUCGAUUUCGAUAAGACCCGGUCGGACGGUGUGGAGAUAUCUCGAUUCGCCGAGUAUAUGAUGUCUUCCGGUCUGGUUUGCAACGAUAACGUGUCCUACGUCACCUUCCACAGUGCGUACGAUUUCGGGUACCUGAUCAAGGCUCUAACCGGCCGGGUCCUGCCUGAUACACUUGAGGAUUUCAUGGACCUGCUCAGAGUGUUCUUUGGGGACAGGGUUUAUGACUUGAAGCACAUCAUGCAGUUCUGUAACGGCCUUCACGGUGGGUUGGACCGGAUGUCAAGCACCCUAGAGGUUGCCAGGGCUGCUGGAAAAUCGCACCAGUCAGGAUCAGAUAGCCUGCUCACAUGGCACUCGUUUCAGAGGAUUAAGGAGGUGUUUUUUUGUGGCGGUGAGGGACUGCCGGUUAAAUAUGCCGGCGUUCUGUUUGGGUUGGAGGUCAAAUCUUCUGUUUCUUAG
Molecule: messenger RNA, 894 nt
Organism: Oldenlandia corymbosa var. corymbosa
Lineage: Eukaryota; Viridiplantae; Streptophyta; Magnoliopsida; Gentianales; Rubiaceae
Source: the annotation of a GenBank genome assembly